Messenger RNA from Suricata suricatta (meerkat), 874 nucleotides. RefSeq lists its product as uncharacterized. The record is from RefSeq and is a predicted model, not a curated record. Bases 1 to 789 code for a protein of 262 amino acids. The transcript has 4 exons. Lineage: Eukaryota; Metazoa; Chordata; Mammalia; Carnivora; Herpestidae.
AUGCGAGACCCGAUCCCACCCACGGGACGCCCGCCACAGUGCACAGAGUCCCGGCGGAACAGGCGCAGGUCCCCUCAGGCUGGGCGACGCGGACCCCUGCGUGCGCGAGUCCGGCUUGCCAAGGCAGCGGCCACGUGUCCCGCAGCGUCUGUUCCUCCCACGCCCGGGACCCCCAGCACCCUCCCUGCCCCGGCCGGGACCCGCGCGCUGUUCCGAGGGCCGUUGGCGGAGCCGACCCAAGCUGGUGGCUGCGCAUGGCCGCCCCGUCGGGGACCGGGGCGGGGGCCGCGGGCAGCGGGGGCCGCUCGGGCCAGGCGGCGGGUGCAGGGCACGCGGGAGGCCACGGAGCCGCCAGGGGACCAGGUCCCGGAGGCGCAGGGAGCCUGGACUGCGGGUGCAGGGAAACCUCCAGGCAAUGACACGAUGUGGGACAUGGGCGUCGUCCUGGACGCAGCGUCCUUGGUGUCCGACGACUUUUCCCGUGUCACAUCGGCUGCAGCGGGUCACUUCCGUACACUGGCGCUGUGCGUCUCCUGGGUCAGCCCUGUGUCCCCGGACCCGGUGCAAGUGAAAGCCAUAAAGAUGGACAAGGGCGUCCAGAGAAUCCUUGGCGCCCUCGAGAAAGGCGGUGAUGCGGGACACAGCCCCCAGCGUCACAGGAAGGUCGUCGCUCUUGUGAAACCACACCAGGUUCUCAUGAAAAGGCUGCCAGAAGACAGAGGCGACCCUGGCCAGGGCCUGCGGCGUCUCCCACCACGCCUGGCGGGGCAGGUUUGGAGCGGGGUCUGAAGAGCCCUCCGAAAGCAGCUCCAAGAAGCAGGGAUGUGACGUUCCGGCCCGAACCUUAAAUUAUAAGAAUCACAUUGUGUAAGAA